Messenger RNA from Pseudo-nitzschia multistriata, 6355 nucleotides. The record is from the annotation of a GenBank genome assembly. Lineage: Eukaryota; Bacillariophyta; Bacillariophyceae; Bacillariales; Bacillariaceae.
CUCAAGUUUCGAAUCUCCCAUGCCGAUUUGAAUCGCUCUGAAAUCGCUUCCGCGCUCCACACCGCACGGUUCUUACGGUGGGUUUCUUAGCGACAGGAAGGAUUCUCUGUGUUGGCAUCGGUUACUCGUACAUACCGCAUUCGAAUCAUCGAACCUGUUAACAGCAGUGCCGCACUUAUCAUGGUUCCUUACCAAACUUAUCUGAUCACAGCGUUAAGGCGAAACUAAAUACUCUCAAUUUCCACUAGUGGUUCCUACAGUUCCUUCCCAUCCGCUACCCUAAAAUGCGUCGAAGUUUUAAGCGACGAUCUUCGUCCAUUGGAUCAGCAUGCGAUGGAUCUAUCGACCUCACAAACAAUCAGCAGUUGGAAGGAAGCACGUCGAAGGCGGAAGAUUUUGAGGCUGCCAGGCAACUUCUUUCAAGCUUGUUAUAUAUGAAAGAUGCCUCAGGACGCUCCUAUUUGCAUUCUGAUUUCAAGCUUAGCUGGGCAAGGGCGCUCCUUGGCAGAGCGAGGAAAUUAGACGACGGGACAGAGCAGUUCAUGAAUUUUUAUACGAAUGGCAUCGAUCAAUACAAAAAUGGCCGCAAUGUUCGCAAGGGAAGCCAUCAUCGCCCGAGCAAAGAAUCGACCCAUGUUAGGAAUAGCACGCUUAUGCAACGGCGUUUUCUACUCCAACGAGAUCAAGAAUCGGGCUACACACCAUUUCACAGAGCGAUUUUGGAAGGAAACUUGGGAGCUAUUUUGUUAUUCUUGCGGCAUGCAACGGCUGAAGACUCGUCAACAGAAAGGCUGACGCAACGACCAAUGGUGCUUCUGCACGGAGCGGAAGCCAAUCACGGUCACAACAACCCAAACCGUAAUAGACACCAGAACAAUACUCUUUUACUGGACAUGGCGAGCGCUACCGACUACGAAGGCAUGACACCACUCCGUCUACUAGGAAGACUGCAACAAUCAGAACUCUUUUUGUGUCGGAACCACUUGCAGUCAUUUCGCCCGUCUGUCGAUCGGAAUGCCACGAUGAGGCUUCGCACUCGUCACAGGCUUUCGAGUUUCGAUGACAAUGGCACCAAUAAUAGUGACGACGAUGAAAACAUAGAUUUUUUCAGUGAAAAUGCCGAUUUGUUUGAAGAAGAUUCGGACAAAGACGAUAAUUGCUCAAAAGUUGACAAAUCAUCUUAUGCUUGCGAAGUCGUCACGUUUGGAAGACCUAAUCACUGCGCUUUGGGAGUCAUCCAAGGCACGGGCUCGUCAUCUUCCACCUUUACGUCGUCUUCUAGCAAAGACAAUAGCAAUCAAACGUAUAGCCAUGGAAGUGCCUUCUGUCCACAACGUGUUCAAGAAUUUGCGCAAGAAGUCGUUGGAAGACCGGGUUCUGCAAUGGCCAUUGCUGCUGCUACACAUCAUACAUUAGUGGUAACGAAAAAGGGCCAUCUUUAUGCCUUUGGUUUGGAGAAGGGCGGCCGGCUAGGUUUGGGAGAUGAUCAACCCAAACAAUGUCCUCUACCGAAACGGAUCCUUGGUCCUCUGCAGAGACGCCAAGUAGUGAGUGUGGCAGCUGCCGAAAACCAUUCACUUUGCGUCACCGCUCGUGGUGAUGUCUAUUCAUGGGGAUCAAAUCGUUUCGGUCAAUUAGGAGAUAACGCAACAAGUAAUUCAGCGUCAACUCCAUGUGGAAGUCGCAGUGUGCCGCGUCGAGUCGAGGAGUUGAGGCAACACCCCUGUGUUGCUGUGGCUGCGGGAGAAAAGCAUUCCGUGGCCUUGUCUCGGAAAGGAGAAGUUUAUGUGUGGGGUGAUAACACUUCUGGUCAAUUGGGCGUAGCUAGAAGAUCAGGUGUUCAAAAGGUGCAACGUGUAGAAGCACUCUGGGGCUCCUCUGCGACACAAGGAAGUGUCAACCGAAAACCGCCGAAAAUUGCAAUUGCCAUUGCAGCUGCCGAGCAAUCAACUUUGGUUCUCACUACCGGAUCACCGGCCUCCACAUUGAACAAUGUCAACGCAAUUUAUGAAUGGGGUCAUGGCAAUCACGUUCCAAUCAGAGUUCAUUUUGAAAGUUGUAGUACCGAAGCUCGCAAAAAGGACAGCAACCGAUCAACUUCUUUUGCGUCUAGUUUCAGUCGUAUCCCGAAUCCAACGGCUAUUUCAUGUGCCCGAUACCACAACGCGGCAAUAACUUCUGACGGAUUGGUUUAUACAUGGGGACUCCGUGCUGAGUUGUUAGGAAGAGAAAAAGGUAAUGCGAAUACCUCAAAGCCCCAGCAUCAACGUCGCAACUGUACCCCGCAGCUCGUAACAGGGAUGCUCUCAGAGAAAGGAGGUGGGUUUGCUGUAGCGAUUGAUGCUUCGGGAAGUCACACCGCAGUUGUUUGCGACGACGGAGCUUUGUUCACUUGGGGAACGACCGAUGGAAAUAAUGUCUACAACUUGGGACACGAAGGUGUUCGAUGGCAACCUAAACCGAAGCGUGUUCCAGGAGUCCAUCGUGCGGUAGAUGUGGCUGUUGCAAAGGAGCACACAAUCCUUCUGAUUGGUACCAGCUUUCCCUCAAUUUCAAAAAAUGAUGUUUUACCAAGUCUUGAAGUUCUCGCUGCUAAGAAAACUGCGGAGUACGUCGACCUUUUCAACGUAAUACCAAUAUUGACAAUGGCGCGGCGAACAGAGGUAUGAGUUGUGGAACAGUUCAACGGUGUUUCGGUGAAUGAAUUUAUAUUGUUAAUGCCCUCACCUUUUAAUUGAUAUUGAUUAUUUCUGAAAUCUCCUGCAGUCUUCCUUCCUAACAAAAUACUGCAGUGACUUUGUUUACAGAAAUCUCGAUGGUGUACUAAACGUAGGAAAAAAGAGGGAUAUGAAUCAAUAUUUGAACGAUAUGUUGGCGGAAACCACCUAUCGUGCUGGAAAAAGGUAUCGCGAUGACAACCAUCACCCCUUUGUAUUUGAUGUGCUUGCUGCUGGUAACGUCGGGCGACCUACAUUUGAUCGAGAGUGGUUUUCGGACAUUGAAGAAUGGGUUGAAGGUUGUAAGCAACUCGCUGACUCUCCGGUUGUUCGACGACUGCUUGAAGUCGCUGCAGUUCGGGAGUACGAGGAAGAUUCAGCUGGGCUUAAUUCGAAGAGUCGACUGGGCUCUUCGUGUCAAGAAGAAUACGACGAGUUUAAAGAGAGGUCACACAGUCUGUCAGAAUCCACUCCGACCGCUGCAGCGAAGGAAGGAAAUCUAGAUAGAUGUAUCAAAAGGACGGCUACAAUGAAUUUAUCGACACUUGAGCUUGCGAAUGAAAAUUCCGAAUGGUUGGCGAAAGAGAUUCGUGGAGUUCGAAAGAAACUCAAGCAAAUUAACAAUCUGCUUGACACUGAGACUCGAGAGGGCAUGCUAUCUCCGGAACAGAAGGCAAAGGUUGCUCGUCGACCAACAUUGGAGACUGAACUAAGCAUUUACGAAUCAGCUGUAGUUGAAGUUGAAACACGAAUAAAGGAGCUUAAAGACAACAAGAAAAUCAAUGUAAAGCCUCUUUCGUCGACAAGAGAUUGUGAUUAUCCUCAGGAGAAAGGAAGUAUCAAAACGAGGAAAAACACAACAACCGACGACGACGAGUCUGUGCGAUGUUCGGUAGUCCAAAAGAAAAAGAUUGGGCACAAGUUUGGAUCGUCGCCAACAGUCAUGGACAACAAAACCUAUUUUUGCGAUACUUGUGGUGUAAGAUGUACUGACGAGGCAAACUUUAUCCUUCACCAGAAUGGUAGAAAACAUCGAAAUAGAGUUGCUCAAUUAGCGGAAGAGGAGAAGGAAAAAACAUCGGCUUCCAUACGCCAACAACAACAAAUUCAGAUGAUGAAAUCACCUCCUGUGUACACCCCCGAACCGAAAAAGAUUGUUAAAAAUGCAUGGGGGACACCUUCACCGCAGCCGAACUACAAACUUCCACCUCCACCGCAUCCAGUUCUAGCGCAAGUCGCACUGAAUCCAUCACCACCUUCCACCAAAAACGUAAGAUCGGCGCCUCGUAAGGUGCCAACCGCAUCGCCGGCUUCGAAUUUCAAGAAGUUGCUGGGGGACGAAGGAACCAAGAAGAAAAUGGCAUUUGGGGCAAAUAAUUUGUCGUCCAGUUUCACAAAUAUACUGUCAGAGCAAGAAGUGACAAAGAAAAAGAUGAAACAAUCUUCAAAGCCUGCGGUUUGGGAUGCAAGUCCAACUUCGACUCGUUGUGUACCUCUUUCCAUGUAUGCUACUACUCGCCCUGUAUUCUCGCCCGAGAAAUCUGAAAUGAAUCCUCAAAGGUCGCAAAGUAUCUCAAUUGCUGAUUUUUUGACUCCGAAGAAAAAACAGACGUCCUCCCCCGCUGUUGCGCCCUGGAUCAAUGAUCCUGCGAAAAAAUCGCCGUCAGCUCUUCCGAGCACCAAGACUCUCGCACAGAUUCAAGCAGAAGAAGAGACUCUCAGGUCGAAACAAGACAAGAGCUAUGGAAAGGGCGGGGGGAGCUGGUACGUUGAAAGAAGAGAACGUGCUGAAUCAGUGUUGCAGAUCCAGAAGAUUGCUGAGGAGGACUUGGCACAUCGUCUCCUAGUAGAGGAACAAUUGAGAAUCGAAGCUCAAAUCAAAGAAGAAUGUGAGCGUCGACAGAAGGCUGCGAAAGAAAAGAAAAAAGGUGGACCAAAGCGGAACAAAACCGCGAAGAGAACCAACGAUAGCAACAAGACAAAACCCAUUGAUCCUUCAAAACCCAACGGGAAAACGUCUAAUGCUUCGAAAUCGAAUCGCAGCAGGGGCAGGAACCAUCCGGCGAACAAGGGUGCGAAAAAGCCGUCCAAGAAAUCUCCCAAUAAUGGUUCGAAAGAGACACAAAAACCCGUCAAGAACCUGAAGGCCCAAGCUGUUAAAAAAAAUAGUGGAGAGUAAUACAGUAGAUUGUCGCAAGGCACAAUGCUCGUAAAUGCUUGGAUAAUAUUAUUUGUAAACACAAUGAACCGUUUUUUACAGAAAUAGUGUUACUGAUAGAAACAAGCAAACUCGAUUGUUCGUUUCGAUUAUUCAUUGCAGUAGACACCACAACGGUGACAAACUGAUCUCGUGAUAACGCUGCUGCUAGUGGAAAAAUUACGUGAUUGUGUUCGAUGUGUAUAAUUUGAAUACUAUCAUCUAUUUAUUUGAAACAAUAUGUGUUACAUUGUGUAGUUUAGUCGUACAGUUAGUUUUUGUUGUUGCUCCCCGGCACGGUGCAACCCCCAGCACCGCUGCCGAGUGAUCGGACCUCGUUUGCUAGUUGGUCCGUUAUUUCAUUGGUUCGUCAUUCACAAAAGACGCCUGCGAGAGCGGGGUUUGUGAUUUGCCAUGAUGUAUGCUAGCGUGUUCGCAGGAUUCUGAACGACGGAGGUGGAGGGUGCCGGCAGGGAUUUUGGUGGGAUGCGUUCGUCAUCGUUGCCGUCUUCGUUGUUGUCCCCGAUCGAUAUGGACCGAACGGCCGUGGAAAUGGCAUCCUCGGUUGUGCUUGUGGGUGGUGAUGGGGCCGGUUCUUGUGGUUGUGCCCCUUCUUGUGCUGCACUGAUGUUGUUGGUGUUGUUGUUGCUGCUGCUGCUGCUGCUGUAAUUGUUGGUUGUGUCUCGGGCAACGAUUCGGGCGUCGAUCGCAGCAAUCUCGUUCGCCUCGACCUGGCAAUGGGCGGUGUUCUGUCGGUAUAGCUCGGCGAUAUUGGCGGGGUUUGUCUGUUGUUCUUCCCGCUGCCUUCCUUGCUCGUCGAGUACGGCCCAGAGCCCCGCGCACCAGUUCUUGUGGCGGGCAAUGGAUCCCCGGCGGGUCUUCUUUUCCAGACCGCGCGUGGGUUCGAGUUCGGAGUCGUCGGUUUCGUUUUCGUCGGCGCUGGAGUCGCCGAUGCCUCUGGUCUCGGCCGCCAUCAUUCGCUUGAUGACCUUCACCAUGGAUCGCCUAAUGGCUUUGGUUUCCCGGGUGGUGUACCAGGUGUUCUUGAUUUCGUCGCUGCUCAUCUCCGAAACGAGUGGAAUGAGAAACAUCUCGUCGCUGGUUUCGGAGAAGGUCACGGUUCGACAAACGGCCCUGCGCGGAGGACUGGAGCUUGACGAGGACCCGGUAGCAUAUUCGGAUAGGAGAGGAGACACGAUGUCUAAAUUGGUUUGGUGGAUAGGCUUGCACAUAGUUGUCAUCUUUGUGUGUUUGUGUUUUGUGUUUUGUGUGUUUGGCUUUGGAAUGUAUGAGUUUUUGCGUUUUAUAUUUCAGGGUUGGAUACCGUUGUUGCAAAAGAAGUGUUCGCAGUUUGUUUGUGAAAAUUGUGACCACAACGCGUUGGGAUAGGAUUUCAUGCAGGCAUCGAUGCUAGCGUUUUCGAUAAAACAUUGGGACUGAA